Messenger RNA from Loxodonta africana (African savanna elephant), 3576 nucleotides. It is a transcript of the gene CCDC62, whose product is annotated as coiled-coil domain containing 62. The transcript has 14 exons. Bases 170 to 2368 code for a protein of 732 amino acids. The record is from RefSeq and is a predicted model, not a curated record. Lineage: Eukaryota; Metazoa; Chordata; Mammalia; Proboscidea; Elephantidae.
GGCCGGGCGGGCCUGGCACGUUUGAGUUGGGAAGGCGGUUUGUGGGCUCCCCUGGGCCGGCCAAGGGCGCGGGGCGCUGGGCUUGCCCCCGCCGCUCCGGGCGGCACGCCUAUGGCGUUUCUAAGGUGACGCUGCCCACGCCGACCGUUCCCAGGGCGGAGGAACACCUAUGAACUCUUCGGCGACCUUCCUCGCCAGCUGCCAGAACAUCGGGUCAGAAGUUGAGAUUUCCACUAUUGAGAAACAGCGGAAAGAACUGCAGCUGCUAAUCGGAGAAUUAAAAGAUCGAGAUAGAGAGCUCAACGAUAUGGUCGCAGUACAUCAAAGACAACUUCUUUCGUGGGAAGAGGAUCGGCAGAAAGUGUUGACUUUGGAGGAACGUUGCAGCAAAUUAGAAGGUCAGAAAUAUACUCAGCACCAUCUGUCAUACACGUCUUUAUGUGAGCUACAUAAAAGAAGUGAAAUAAUCAGGUCACUCAUAAAGAAAGUAAAAAGCCUUGAAUCGAAUCAAAAUGAAUGCCAAAUGGCUCUUCAAAAGACUCAACAACAACUUCAGGAAAUGGCUCAGAAGGCAACCCAUGCUUCUCUCCUCUCUGAAGACCUUGAGGCUAGAAACCAGAAUCUCAGCAACACGUUAGUGGACCUUUCUGCCCAGGUAGGGCAGUUACAAGCUCGAGAACAGGCACUCACUACUAUGAUAAAGCUAAAGGACAAAGAUAUUAUUGAGGCAGUCAAUCACAUUGCAGACUGUUCGGGUAAAUUUAAACUGUUGGAACAUGCAUUGCGUGACGCCAAGAUGGUGGAGAAUAGUAUUGUGAAAGAAAAGCAGGAUUAUAAGCAGAAAUUAAAAGCGCUUAAGGUUGAAAUCGGUAAACUAAAAGAGGAGCUGAACGAAAAGACAACAGAAAAUAAUGACCAACGAGAAGAGAUCAUUCGCCUCAAGCAAGAAAGAAGUUACCUGCACGAUGAAUUGGUUUUUACUGUAGAAAGAGAAAAGAGGAAAGAUGAUUUACUUGAUAUUGCAAAAUCAAAGCAAGAGCGGACAAAUGCUGAACUGCAUAAUCUGAGACAGAUUUACGUAAAACAACAGCGUGAUCUGCAGUUUCUUCACUUUAAUGUGGAAAAUUCUCAGGAGUUAAUACAGCUAUAUGACUCAAAGAUGGAGGAACCAAAGGCCCUGGAAUCUAGCGGAGACAUGUGUUUAUCAGACCUUGAAAAUAGCCACUCAAAAGCCGAUGUUGAGAGGGAGAAAGAUCAGAAGUUACUGGUUAAGGACCAAAAAUUUGAGACCAUGCUGGUUCUGCAAAAUAGGUCAGACGAGAGCUCUUACGAUGUGCGCAAAGGGAAGAAACUGCGGGCUAAUGCCUCCUCGGGGGAAAGAAGUGUCACGGCCGUCUCGUCUCUGUUUGCAAAAGACUCAGUGGGGAGACAAAAGCCUUGGUCUCUGGGCGGAAAAAUCCAGAUUGAACCUGAAAACAAAAGUACACUGUGCAAGAUCCACGCAAAAUCAGCAAAAGAUAUUGAAACUGGGAUUCCGAACAGUGAGAAACAACUGUCUGAGUCGUCUUUGUCUGAGGAAAAGCAGUGGCAUGACUUCAGCGUUUACCUGGGCCUGGCCAGCUGUUCUGGCUCCAAACCACCCGAAAAGCUGAACGGUGAAUGUCAAGAUCAAAGGGACAGGCCUGAAGUCUCAUAUUGCCAGAACAAUGAGGCCUGUCUGAGUGAAAGUGACGUUUGUGAUGAAUCUAGGUGCUGCCACCCGAGUAACCUCAUAAUCGAAGCCCCAGGGCACAUGUCUGAUAUCCAGUGGAUGAGCAUGUUCAAGCCUUGUAAAGUAGAGAGAAUUGUUCGCCACAAAUCCGCGUGCACUUGUUCAGAAAGUGUCAGUGGGGCAAAAUAUAACUCCUCACCGAGUGAGCCACUUGUCACCGUCCAUCAUUCCGCGUGUCUGGGGUCUUCCAGUUCUACCCUAAGAGGAGAUGAGAAGUUCAUAGAGGCAGACUUCUCUCCUGAUAGAAAGAACUCUUCCAAGACGUUGUUAACCAAUCAAGGUGCAGCCUUGCCCAGUGAAAAGAAAUGUACAUCAAGAAAAUAUCACCCAGUCAACUGUGCCCAGCCACCCCUUCCUUCAAACACACACUCUGGCAGUUCCACAGUCUGUUCCCAGACAGCCACAGUCGACAUGUUGGAUGACUUUUCUCCCACAAGUAAGCUGCAGCGUUUGCUGGCAGAAUCCCGUCAGAUGGUGUCUGACCUGGAGCUGAGCACUCUGCUCCCCCUCAGCUCCGAAAACCUCAACAGUGGUGACCAAAAUAACUUUCAAGUCUCAGAAGAGUCAGCUGAAAAAAAUAUCUUAGUCGGUAAUUGAAAAAAACAAAAGUCAACUUCAAUAUUCAGUGUGGUCAUGGGUCCAGAAGCCGAUUUCUCGUCUGUGUGGAAGAAGGAAGCAGACAUCAAUACUGGAUACUUAACCUUGAAAACAGGAAGAUUUUCAUCUUUAGUAAGCAACCUUUAAUGCCAAUGGGGAGCAGAAACUCAAAGAUAAUGUUUUUUUUGUUUGUUUUCAAGUUAACCAUUUUCAUGUGUAAAAAAUAUGUUUGUAAAUUACACCAUACUGUAUAUUAUAGAUAUACAAACUAGGAAUUAUGUGAAUAAAAAAAAUAGACUCUUCUGUAAAGCUAAACUACAGUUAAAAUACUAGAGGAAAAUCAACUGGAGAGCCCCUGUAUUUGGUAAUUAAUGAGAUGAGGUGCUGUUUUAGCUCUCUGAAUUUUUAAACCUGUGCCUACAUGUAAAUCAUAACCAGUAGCUACUUACCAGAGUUAGCAACACAUAUAUGAAAAAUAGUCUCAUCUUUUGUGGUUUUAGCUCUGGACUUCGCUACAUAAAUAGACAUAAAAAGCUACGGUACAAAAUGUUUUUAACUGGAAAAUAUGUCCCUAAUGACUGGUAGUCCAGGUCUUUCUGUCCAAGCGCUGAGCCGAGCCCUAGCUGGCUCUGUAGCAGUCCCAUCUACUUAUCCAGAUGAAAGCUUGUUAGAAGAUGAAGUUUUGUGUGCAUUCCUUUUUAUUUUUAACGACUAAAACAUUUUAAUUCUUACUUAUAAUUUUUUAAGGAGUAUACUACGUGCCUCUCUAUCUCUUCUGUGAGAAUUGAUCCGUUUCAGUCAAUAAAAAAAUAUUUUUAAUAGUGAAGAAAACUCAUUUCCUUUGUUUUUAUUAUACAGGAGUAAAAUAAGGGCUGUUAAUAGUUUUAAACAGAACCUGGCAAGUUAAUUUUCCAAAGAAUGAUUAUUAUUUUUUUUUUAAGCAUUGCAGGUGUCAAAGUUCUGUUGUGCUGUAUAAAUGCCCCUUUGUAAAGAACGGUCCCAGUGUUACUUCAGAUGGUUUUCAUGAGGGUGGUGGGGCCACCCCAUGUAGUCUUUUUAAUUAAGGUGCUGAAAAGAGAAGUUGGGGGAGGUUUGGUUAUGUUCUUUAUAAAGGCCUGCUUUCUCCCUCUGGCUUGUUUGUAAGAGCAAGACUGGGGAAGGUAUAGUUAAUUCUGAACUGCAGUCUGCCAAGGAGGAAACCUGACAUG